This is a messenger RNA of Ylistrum balloti, 2220 nucleotides long. Its product is annotated as PE-PGRS family protein PE_PGRS47-like. The record is from RefSeq and is a predicted model, not a curated record. NCBI's taxonomy places the organism in Eukaryota, Metazoa, Mollusca, Bivalvia, Pectinida, Pectinidae. The transcript is spliced from 5 exons. Bases 1 to 2220 code for a protein of 739 amino acids.
AUGAACAUUUCAGAAGUAAACGAGCAACAGAGACGAUUUUUCACCGACUCCUUCGGUGGCAGUAUCGAUAGCGGAGCUAAAGGCGAUGGUAGUUCGAGUCUGGGUGGAAGUGUACAUACACCAGUAGGAAGUGUGUCCGGCCACGCCCACUUUUCUCAUGGUGAUCUAUCUGGAGGUGAUGUUGGUGUAUCUGGCAAUGUGGGAAAGUUCGGAACAGCUGGUGUCCAUGCCAACUACGACAAUGGACACCUAAGUGGAGGGGUCGAUGCCGGAGUUGAUUUUGGAGGCAUUGCACAUGCUCAAGGACAUGUGGACAUUGAUCACAACCUCGACGUUAGUGGAGGAGUAAACGCAGGAGUGGACCUCGGAGGGUUUAAGGAGACAGCCACACUAGAUGUGGACCACAACGGACACACUACAGGAGGGAUACAGGGAACAUUCGGAAGGAGAGAAGUAAACGAGCAACAGAGACGAUUUUUCACCGACUCCUUCGGUGGCAGUAUCGAUAGCGGAGCUAAAGGCGAUGGUAGUUCGAGCGUGGGUGGAAGUGUACAUACACCAGUAGGAAGUGUGUCCGGCCACGCCCACUUUUCUCAUGGUGAUCUGUCCGGAGGUGAUGUUGGUGUAUCUGGCAAUGUGGGAAAGUUCGGAACAGCUGGUGUCCAUGCCAACUACGACAAUGGACACCUAAGCGGAGGGGUCGAUGCCGGAGUUGAUUUUGGAGGCAUUGCACAUGCUCAAGGACAUGUGGACAUUGAUCACAACCUCGACGUUAGUGGAGGAGUAAACGCAGGAGUGGACCUCGGAGGGUUUAAGGAGACAGCCACACUAGAUGUGGACCACAACGGACACACUACAGGAGGGAUACAGGGAACAUUCGGAAGGAGAGAAGUAAACGAGCAACAGAGACGAUUUUUCACCGACUCCUUCGGUGGCAGUAUCGAUAGCGGAGCUAAAGGCGAUGGUAGUUCGAGUCUGGGUGGAAGUGUACAUACACCAGUAGGAAGUGUGUCCGGCCACGCCCACUUUUCUCAUGGUGAUCUAUCUGGAGGUGAUGUUGGUGUAUCUGGCAAUGUGGGAAAGUUCGGAACAGCUGGUGUCCAUGCCAACUACGACAAUGGACACCUAAGUGGAGGGGUCGAUGCCGGAGUUGAUUUUGGAGGCAUUGCACAUGCUCAAGGACAUGUGGACAUUGAUCACAACCUCGACUUUAGUGGAGGAGUAAACGCAGGAGUGGACCUCGGAGGGUUUAAGGAGACAGCCACACUAGAUGUGGACCACAACGGACACACUACAGGAGGGAUACAGGGAACAUUCGGAAGGAGAGAAGUAAACGAGCAACAGAGACGAUUUUUCACCGACUCCUUCGGUGGCAGUAUCGAUAGCGGAGCUAAAGGCGAUGGUAGUUCGAGCGUUGGUGGAAGUGUACAUACACCAGUAGGAAGUGUGUCCGGCCACGCCCACUUUUCUCAUGGUGAUCUGUCCGGAGGUGAUUUUGGUGUAUCUGGCAAUGUGGGAAAGUUCGGAACAGCUGGUGUCCAUGCCAACUACGACAAUGGACACCUAAGUGGAGGGGUCGAUGCCGGAGUUGAUUUUGGAGGCAUUGCACAUGCUCAAGGACAUGUGGACAUUGAUCACAACCUCGACGUUAGUGGAGGAGUGAACGCAGGAGUGGACCUCGGAGGGUUUAAGGAGACAGCCACACUAGAUGUGGACCACAACGGACACACUACAGGAGGGAUACAGGGAACAUUCGGAAGGAGAGAAGUAAACGAGCGACAGAGACGAUAUUUCACCGACUCCUUCGGUGGCAGUAUCGAUAGCGGAGCUAAAGGCGAUGGUAGUUCGAGCGUUGGUGGAAGUGUACAUACACCAGUAGGAAGUGUGUCCGGCCACGCCCACUUUUCUCAUGGUGAUCUGUCUGGAGGUGAUGUUGGUGUAUCUGGCAAUGUGGGAAAGUUCGGAACAGCUGGUGUCCAUGCCAACUACGACAAUGGACACUUUAGUGGAGGGGGCGAUGUCGGGGUUGAUCUUGGAGGCAUUGCACAUGCUCAAGGACAUGUGGACAUUGAUCACAACCUCGACUUUAGUGGAGGAGUGAACGCAGGAGUGGACCUCGGAGGGUUUAAGGAGACAGCCACACUAGAUGUGGACCACAACGGACACACUACAGGAGGGAUACAGGGAACAUUCGGAAGGAGAGGUAAAGCUUUAUUUUGA